UGUUCCCUGGCCACAGCACACGCGCCAAACGCACACCGGCCUUUGAAAACUUCGCCGUCUUUGUCCGCUUGCAAUUGCUACCACCCGUGCGUGCCAGCCAGCGCCAUGCAUGCAGCCAUAUCCCGGGCUCCUUAAUUCACGUCAAGAAAUCACAGAGCUCUCAGUCCAGCACACCGGGGUUCAGUGAGCUGUGCUCGAUCUUCAUCACAUCAUGGGGUGGACUCUUGCCGUGGCUGCUGCCGUCGUAGUGGCCUUACUGGUGUGCUGCUCCUGUGAGGUCCGAGGUAAGGAGGACGACGAUGUGCUGGACUCCCUCGUCGAUUUCCUGACCAAGCUCGCCGGUGGCGACGAGAAGACGGCGGGCGACCUCGGCUGGGACGCGUCGACCGACCCCUGCGACGGCACCGGCGGCCGCAACGGCAGCGACUCGAAGUGGGGAGGGACCGUCAAGUGCUUCGAGAACGGCGCGAGCAACGCCGGCCUGAUCAAGGUUAUCGACCUGCAAUCCCUAGGCCUCAGCGGCACCAUCGACGCGGAGUUGCUGUGCGCCGCGCCGGCGCUCCGCGUGGUGAGCCUGCAGAACAACAAGCUGCGCGGCGGCCUCCCCGCGGGCUUCUCGGCCUGCUCGGGCCUCACCCACCUCUACGUCGACCGCAACCAGCUCUCCGGCGCCCUGCCGAGCUCCCUCGGCAACCUCAGGAAGCUCCACGUGCUCGACGUCUCCAGGAACGACUUCUCCGGCGAGAUCCCCGCCGGCCUCAGCGACGUCCGCGGCCUCAUAAGGUUCAACGCGAACGAAAACCACUUCCAAGGCACCAUUCCUGAUUUCGACCUCGACAAGUUCGAGACCUUCAACGUCUCCAACAACAACCUCACCGGACCUAUCCCGAAGAACACCGGACGCUUCCGCGACGACAGCUUCGCGGCCAACGCCGCCGGCAUGUGCGGAGAGCCCAUGUUCUCCCCGUGUCCCUCCGGGUCCGGGGAGAGCAAAUCAAAGAAGACGCGAAGGAUCCUCAUGUACCUCGGGUACGUCCUCCUCGGCGCCGUCAUCGUGGCAUUCGUCGUGUACAAGCUUUGCUCCAGGAAGAGGAACAAGCUGGGCAAGAAGGCCAUGGUCGGCAAGGACACGUUCGACAGCAGCAACCCGACGACGACGACGACAAGCAAGUCGGCGUCGGCCUACUCGCUGCCGGCUUCGGCGGAGCGGAGCCCAGCGCGCAAAGGCGCGGCGUCGACGUCGCUGGUGGUGCUGCGGCGAUCGGGCACGGCCUCGGUCACAUCGACAGCUGCCGCCGCCGCGGCCAAGGACCUGCGGUUCGAGGACCUCCUCAAGUCUCCCGCGGAGCUGCUGGGGCGCGGGCGGUACGGGAGCUCGUACAAGGUGGCGGUGCCCGGCGGGGCGGCGCUGGCGGUGAAGCGGGUGAAGGACGCGUCGGUGAGCGACGACGAGUUCCGGCGGCGGAUGGAGCGGGUCGCGCGGGCGAGGCACCCGGCCGUCCUGCCGCCGCUGGCCUUUUACUGCGCCGCGCAGGAGAAGCUGGUGGUCUACGAGUUCCAGAGCAACGGCAGCCUCCACAAGCUACUCCACGGCUCUAUAGAGAGCAGCCAGGCCCCCCUUGACUGGCCGGCGCGCCUUCACAUUGCCACCAAGGUGGCCGACGGCAUGGCCUUCUUACACGCCGCCAUGCGCGGCGACGGCGCGAGCUCCUACGCCUCCUCCACGUCCUCCUCCAUCGACUCCGCGGCGGCGGCGGAAGGCGCCAUCGCCCACGGCGCCCUCAAGUCCACCAACAUCCUCUUCACGGCCGGCAUGGAGCCCUGCAUCAGCGAGUACGGCGUCGUCGCGCCGCCGCUGGCCGCCGCCGUAGGGAGCAGCCGGAGCUCCGGCCUCCGCGCGGACGUGCGCGCCUUCGGCGUGCUUCUGCUGGAGCUGCUCACGGGGAAGGCCACGGCGGCGCAGGGCGACGGCGCGGAGCUGGCGCGGUGGGUGACCUCGGUGAUCCAGGAGGAGUGGACCGCCGAGGUGUUCGAUCGCGCGCUGCUCUCCCGCGACGGCGUCAGCGAGCAGCGGAUGGUGCGGCUGCUGCAGGUCGCCAUGAGGUGCAUCGACGCCUCGCCCGGCGAGGUGCCGCCGACCAUGAGGGAGGUCGCCGGGAUGAUCAAUGCCAUCCGCGAGGAGGACGACAGGUCUGUGUCCAUGGAAGCGUGACAGGAGCACCGAACCAGUCGGCAGUCUGAGAGUUCUCCAACCUCUGAUCGGUGCUAUAUAUAUGUGUGUAAGCAUAUCUAGUUAGUUGCAUUUGAGAUUAUAUUCAUCACACUCCCAUGUUGAACUUUCCUUCACUCAGUGACUACAAAGAGCUCUAGUCUUAAUUUUUCAUUGCACACACAGAGUUGUGUGCAUCAUACACAACUGUUCAUGGAAAUAAUAUUCACGCUCAACGAAC
This is a messenger RNA of Aegilops tauschii subsp. strangulata, 2450 nucleotides long. Its product is annotated as probable inactive receptor kinase At1g48480. Gene Ontology annotation, biological process: protein phosphorylation. Gene Ontology annotation, molecular function: ATP binding; protein binding; protein kinase activity. The record is from RefSeq and is a predicted model, not a curated record. Lineage: Eukaryota; Viridiplantae; Streptophyta; Magnoliopsida; Poales; Poaceae.